This is a messenger RNA of Pteronotus mesoamericanus, 308 nucleotides long. RefSeq names its product barrier-to-autointegration factor-like. The record is from RefSeq and is a predicted model, not a curated record. NCBI's taxonomy places the organism in Eukaryota, Metazoa, Chordata, Mammalia, Chiroptera, Mormoopidae. Gene Ontology annotation, molecular function: DNA binding. Bases 63 to 308 code for a protein of 81 amino acids. The transcript has a single exon.
AGCAGCCGGGUGGUGGGAGGAGCCGUUACAGGAGCUGAAGCUGUUGGUUAAUCCUGAUCAAGAUGACAACCUUCCAAAAGCACCAAGACUUUGUGGCAGAGCUCAUGGGGGAAAAGCCAGUGGGGAGCCUGGCUGGAACUGGUGAAGUCCGGGGCAAGAAGCUGGAGGAAAGGGCCUUUGACAAGGCCUAUGUGGUCCUUGGCCAGUUUCUGGUGCUAAAGAAAGAUGAAGACCUCUUCAGCAAAUGGCUAAAGGACACAUGUGGUGCCAAUGCCAAGGAGUCCCGGGACUGCUUCAGGUGCCUCUGA